Molecule: messenger RNA, 1245 nt
Organism: Fusarium sp. VM40
Lineage: Eukaryota; Fungi; Ascomycota; Sordariomycetes; Hypocreales; Nectriaceae
Source: the annotation of a GenBank genome assembly
AUGACCGACCGCAAACCAGUUAGCAAGGGGCGGAAGGUCAAGACGGGCUGCGCAACCUGUCGCAUCAGGAAGAUCAAAUGUGAUGAGACUAAACCGGCUUGUCAGAAAUGCGUCACGACCGGGCGUACCUGUGAUGGCUAUGAGUCUCUGUUCAGACCAUUUCCCAAUCAGCCCACAAAUGAUGGCCGUGGAUCUGCCGUCAAGCAAGAUGCUGCAAAGUCUAUGAACCAAUCAAUACAAGGAAAAGCUCCUCUAGAUGUCAACUCCCUGAACCGCUACUUUUCCACCAAGACCCUAUUCGACGUGGAGAUGAGCUGCAAUCAAGAAGCUCACGAGGUUCUUCAAGCGAGCUUGACUGACUCUUCCAUACGACACGCUCUUUUAUCUCUCAGAGCUCUUCGUGAGAAUAUCGAGACACAUGAUGACAACUCCGCAACUCCAGAGCAGCAGACAUUAGGCUACAACUACGGCCUGGAACAGUACAGUAAAGCUUUAACAGGUCUGGCAUCAAAUCUAGCCUAUCCGGAUAUUGAUAGACUCAAAUCCGCCUUGCUCUGCUGCCAAGUCUUGAUCAGUGUCGAGCAAGUUCGAUGCAACUUCUCUGCUAUGGGUCUCCAUAUAAUCCGAGGGCUGGAUAUCAUGCGCGAGUAUAAACCAAGGCCGUACCUAACAGCCACUAGCGGCUUAUGUCCUCCUCGAUAUGGUGGCCUCCCGUCUUUGGACGUUUUUAUUAUCAAGAUGUUUACCGCCCCUUGCAGGUUCUCUGAGCCUCAAGCUAAAGUCCCCGCCUACGUGCUGACACCCCCUCCUGAGACGCCAUCUAGCGAUCGCAAACUGGCACCAAAUAUGCGAACGGAACUCAUAAGGAUUGCUACAGCGACUAUAGAGUUUCUCUCCAAGCUUUCACAAGCUAGGCCAGAGAUCAACAUCUCCCUACUGUUGCAAGAGAAAGAGACCUUGCUCAAUUCUUUGGACGUAUGGGUUGGGACUCUCGACGAUCUCCGGACAGAGUCCCAGCCCCAGGAGGAGCCUAUUCAUGCUAACUUUCUCCGUCUCUUUCACCAUGUACUCAGAUUAGUUCUCUUAGGCAACCUCAACUUUCCACCAAAUAUUGAUGCGAAGUUGAAGAUGGAGAACGAGCGACUGCAGGAAAUAGCCAAUACUGUCAAUGAACGGCUAGAGGAUUAUAAUAUGCGCCAUGGGAUUGCUAGUAGCUUAGAAGACCGAGCUAGAGAAAAGAAGUAG